UCACUGUGACGGGAAACGUUAUUGUUCUCCUUGCAGUUGUUGACCCUGCCCUUCAUAUGUACAUGUACUAUUUUCUUAAAAAUUUGUCUUUGAUUGAGAUCUGCUACAGCUAAGAUAUUGUCCCAAAAAUGCUGAUAAAUUUGUUCUCAGAAAGGAAGACCUCUUCUUUCACAGCUUAUACUUUGCAAUUGAACUUGAUCGUACUCUUUGUCACGUCUGAGUGUUUCCUGUUAGCGAUCAUGGCUCAUGAUCAACAUGUAGCAAUUUGCCACCCCUUACACUAUGCUAUCAUCAUGACCAAAAAGACGUGUAGGCAAAUGUCAGCAGUAGCUUGGCUUUCUGGAUUCCCUGUAGCAGUUGGGCACACUGGUUGGCUGUUCAGCAUGACUUUCUGCAAGUCGAACAAAGUCAACCAUUUCUUUUGUGACAUCUCACCUGUACUUAAAUUGGUGUGAUCUGAUACCUACAUAUUCGAGCUUCUGGUGUUCAUUGUCUACACCGUCUAUACAAUUGUGCAGAUGCCCAUGGCUGAAAGCAGGCAAAGGGUGUCCUCCACAUGUGCUGCUUAUCUCAUGGCUUUUACUCUCUUUUACUGCUUCCUGGAUUGA
Molecule: messenger RNA, 608 nt
Organism: Cariama cristata (Red-legged seriema)
Lineage: Eukaryota; Metazoa; Chordata; Aves; Cariamiformes; Cariamidae
Product: olfactory receptor 10A5-like
Exons: 3
Biological process (GO): G protein-coupled receptor signaling pathway
Cellular component (GO): membrane
Molecular function (GO): olfactory receptor activity; G protein-coupled receptor activity
Source: RefSeq, a predicted model, not a curated record